AUAUGUCACCAUAUUAAUUUCUUGACUUUGUUGCACACCUUAAUCAUCUAGCCCAUUCUUUUUCUUAUCAACAUUUAAUCCCUCACACACACAUACCAUACCAUAUAACCUCUCUUAAUGUCUUACAAGUUUUAGUCAUCAUUCUUCUUCACAAUGCCUUCUUCUACUCUUCAAUGGCUUAGCCUAGUUGCCAUCAUUUGGCUCCAAGUCAUAAAUGGAACAAACACUAAUUUCCCAGCUUAUUCUUCCCAGCUAAAACAACUUCUCUCCAUUUCACAAGUUGAACUCAAUAACCUUGCUUUUGCAUCCGAUGCUGGUAAACUUUUUGGUUGGUUUUCCGGGCUCGCUGCUAUUUACCUCCCUCUCUGGCUCGUCCUUAUCAUCGGUUCGUUUCUCGGACUAAUCGGUUAUGGUCUACAAUAUCUCUUCAUAACCAACCAAAUUUCUUAUCUAUCAUACUGGCAUGUGUUCUUCCUAACAUUUCUUGCUGGCAAUAGCAUUUGUUGGAUCAACACUGUCUGUUAUGUUGUCGCCAUACGAAACUUUCUAUCCAAUCGCCAAGUCGCUGUCGGAUUAACAACUAGUUAUCAAGGAUUAAGUGCAAAGAUUUAUACAAACAUUGUUGAUGUUGUUUCUUCACACAAUAAAGCUAAAACUUUUCUUUUAUUGAACUCUAUAGUACCUGUGGUUGUUUGCUUCAUAUUAGCUCCUAUAGUAAGAGAAAAUGAAGUCAAAAAUUCAAAGCAUUCUAGUGUUGUUUUUGCUUUGAUGUUUGUUAUCACAAUUACCACCGGAAUAUAUGCAGUGAUUAGCAGCUUGCCAAUUUUCACAAACAAAAUUUCCUCACUUGGUGUCCUUAUUGGUAUUCUAGUAUCUCUUCUCUUACCUCUUUUACUUCCAAUUUCUGUGAAGAUCAAGGAACUAGUUGAAUCAUUGCACAAAAAAAGAGAAAGUCUAAGAAUCUACCAUUUUACCAUGGAGGAGAAUAUUGAUAAAGAGAGUUAUGUGAAAGAGAGUGAAGAUAGUUGUGAAGUUGAAGAUGGUUGUGUUAUGGAAGAAAUAGGUGUGAAGUUAAUGUUGAAAAGAAUGAAUUUCUGGUUAUAUUUCUUUGUGUAUUUUUUUGGUGCAACAAUUGGUUUAGUAUUUCUGAACAAUUUGGGACAAAUAGCUGAAUCAAGAGGUUGUUCUGCUACUUCCUAUUUGGUGUCUUUGUCUUCUUCUUUUGGAUUCUUUGGUCGUCUCAUUCCAUCUCUUCUAGAUUACUUCUACAGAGGAAAGUGUACAAUUUCAAGACCUGUCACAAUGGCGGGAGUAAUGGCACCAACAGCAGGUGCAUUCUUCUUGCUUCUCAACAAAACAGACAUUGCUCUUUACAUAAGCACAGCUGUGAUUGGAGUCUCCACUGGAGCAAUCACUUCCACUGCUAUUUCAACAACAACUGAACUUUUUGGAACUAACAAUUUCUCUGUAAAUCAUAAUGUGGUUGUGGCUAAUAUUCCUAUUGGAUCUUUUCUAUUUGGUUACUCAGCAGCACUUAUCUACCGUAACCAAGGAAAUGGAGAUGGAAAAUGCAUGGGCGUGGAAUGUUUUAGCAACACUUUUAUCAUUUGGGGUUCCUUUUGUUGCUUUGGAACUUUUUUGGCUUUGAUUCUUUAUUUUAGGACUCGCAAGUUUUACUCACAAAAUCAUUAGGGUAACAUUUUUGUUUACUUAUUACUAAUAUAUAAUCUCACUUUCAUUUUACACCAAUUUACUAUAUUUAGAUUUAGUUACAAAUAUAGUCUAGAAGUAGGCGUUGUAAUAUAUGUAUAGGUUUGCUUUCACUUGAUUAAUAAGUAUAACUAUUGAAUCAAGUAAGAUAUCUCUUGUGUGGA
Messenger RNA from Lathyrus oleraceus (garden pea), 1874 nucleotides. RefSeq names its product protein NUCLEAR FUSION DEFECTIVE 4. Gene Ontology annotation, cellular component: membrane. The transcript is spliced from 2 exons. The coding region runs from base 154 to 1692 and encodes 512 amino acids. NCBI's taxonomy places the organism in Eukaryota, Viridiplantae, Streptophyta, Magnoliopsida, Fabales, Fabaceae. The record is from RefSeq and is a predicted model, not a curated record.